AUGUCUUUUCAUGUGCCGCCAGUUCUGGCUAAAUUCGAUAUCGCCGGUCUCGUUGCCGUGGCCGUUCUAUUAGCGCUGUUUUUCUUGUUGACCUCCGGUAACAAGUCCCAGUUACCCUUGGUAAACAACAAACGUCCCCUUGAAUUCGGAAUAGCCAAAGCUCGACAGCGCUAUUUGAAAGAUGCGCAUAAUCUCAUCAUGGGCGGUCUUGCAAAAGCUGGAGCUUUUCGAGUCGUCACUGAAAACGGGAUACGAACAAUUCUUUCAGCCGACUAUGCAGAGGAUAUCCGCAGUCAUCGUUUGCUGACAUUGAGCGGCGCUUUGGUUACAGAGCACCAUGUCAAUAUUCCGGGUUUCGACGCGGUCAAAGUUACUGUGACCUCGGAUAUCAUUCAAGAUACCGUUCGCACUAAGCUCACUCAAAAUCUGAUCAAUAUCACGGAGCCCAUGUCUAUAGAAGCGAGUCUCGUACUGAAGGACCAAUGGACGGACGAGCCCGCUUGGCAUGACAUUCACCUGCGACCCAAAGCUCUUGGUCUGAUUGCCCAGCUGUCAUCAAGGGUGUUUUUGGGUGAGAAGAUUUGCCGCAACCCCGACUGGCUGCGUAUUACGGUUAAUUACACGAUCGACUCCCUGAUGGCUGCCGCCCAGCUUCGACUUUGGCCCGAGGCUCUGCGUCCCAUCGCUGCGCGCUUUUUACCCAAAUGCCAAAGGAUUAGAGAAGAGCUCACAGAGGCUAAGGAUAUUAUCUUUCCGGUGGUUGAGGACCGACAGAGGGCUCGAAAGGCAGCGAUCGUGGAGGGAAAACCAGAAGAGACAUACCACGAUGCAAUUCAGUGGCUAGAGGAAAAUUGUCAAGAUCAAACCUUUGAUCAGGCUGCAAUGCAACUCGCUCUGUCUACAGCGGCGAUUCAUACAACCACUGAUCUACUCACUCAGACCAUACUCGAUCUUUGUGGUCGUGAAGAACUCGUUGAUGAGCUUCGGAAGGAAAUCGUCAGCGUCCUUGGAGAUGGUGGCUGGAAUAAGAGUACCAUGUACAAGCUCAAGUUGAUGGACAGCGUCAUCAAAGAAUCUCAACGUGUCAAACCCAUGGCUAUUGCAAAAAUGGCGCGCAAGGCAGAAUGCAACGUCAAGCUAUCCGACGGGGUCGUCAUCCCAAAGGGGGACAUCAUACUGGUCUCGUGCAGCAAGAUGUGGGAUCCCACCAUCUACCCAGACCCCGAAACAUUUGACCCUUACCGGUUCCUGAAGCUUCGUGAGGGAUCUAUGGACAAAGAAAGCGUGGCUCAGUUCGUUUCGCCUUCCCCGCAGCACAUGGGUUUUGGCUUUGGAAAACACGCUUGCCCUGGGCGAUUCUUCGCAGCCGCCGAGUUGAAGGUUAUUUUGUGUCAUGUCAUUAUGAAAUAUGACUUUCGAUUGGCCCAAGGUUGUACACCACGGAUCUUGCGGUCCGGAAUGAGGCUUUCGGCAGAUCCUUCAGCGAGAAUUGCUGUGCGAAGAAGGCAAGAAGAAAUUACGUUGUGA
Messenger RNA from Penicillium daleae, 1527 nucleotides. RefSeq names its product cytochrome P450. Lineage: Eukaryota; Fungi; Ascomycota; Eurotiomycetes; Eurotiales; Aspergillaceae. The record is from RefSeq and is a predicted model, not a curated record. Gene Ontology annotation, molecular function: monooxygenase activity; iron ion binding; heme binding. The transcript is spliced from 5 exons. Bases 1 to 1527 code for a protein of 508 amino acids.